Ostrea edulis (European flat oyster) is the source of this 8060-nucleotide messenger RNA. Its product is annotated as abnormal spindle-like microcephaly-associated protein homolog. The record is from RefSeq and is a predicted model, not a curated record. The coding region runs from base 5342 to 6982 and encodes 546 amino acids. The transcript is spliced from 9 exons. Lineage: Eukaryota; Metazoa; Mollusca; Bivalvia; Ostreida; Ostreidae. Gene Ontology annotation, molecular function: calmodulin binding.
UUUUUUUUACUUUCAAAAUGAUAAUCAUAUAAUCUGUGAAAUAUUUUUGAUGAAACACAAAUUAGGGCUGGAACCUGUUACAGUGUGUGAAACUAACUUUUCAAUCCUGUAAACAUUCUGUCCACAAUCAUUUUAAUUGUCUAUAGACCACACCAAUUAAUUGCCGAAAUAAAAACACUAAAAUUUGCACAUGAAAACCAAUCACUGAAGAUGAAAGAUAUACGGUGGAAAACCUUGCAAAUAUUACGAACAUUGAUUCUUCAGCUUUUUUCAACAGUUAAAGCUUCGGAAAGUUUGUGCUUGGUGGGUUCCCCUCACCUCCUUACAGAAGAGGUCCUAUGGUGAUGUUGGGUUAAAAAGAGGUCCUCAGUACCCCUUGUUUGUCGUAAGAGGUGACUAAAUGGAAUGGUCCUUUGGAUGAGACCGCAGAAAUCGAGGCUCUGUGUCACAGCAGGUGUGGCAUGAUAAAGAUCACUCCCUGCUCAAAGGCCAUAAACACCAAUGCUAACCUAGUCCUUAAUUUUGCACCCCUUCACCAGCAAUGGUGACAUCUCCAUAUAUGAGUGAGAGAUUCUCAAGCUGGACGUUAAACAAUAUACAACCAACCUUAGGCCAAUUCAACUUAAUUAGUAGAUAAUCAUCCGGGGUCACAAAAAAAUAUGGGAGGAUUUUAUUUUUUCAUUUUCAUUUCCCAGGGGGGAAAAAUUAAUGACAUAAGGCCUCACACAAAGUGUUAAUCAAGUUAACAUUCAAAGAAUCCUUGGUAGAAGAUAUAAAACCAACAUUCUGUGACUUGAUUCAUUCACUCCAGUCACUGGGACACAAGUUUGUUUAAAAUCUUAACUUUUGUGAAAAUAAAACAAAAAUUGGGGUGGGGCCAUUUUUUGAGGGGCAGGCGGGGAUGAUAAUCUAUCAAUUAAUUUUAAUUGGCCUUACAGAGAGCAAAUAUGUGUCCAUAUAGAAAUGACCACCCAGUUCCUUAGCAAUUAUGAAGAUUGGGAUUAGUGGCAAUUAGAGAAGAUCGCUACUGGUAGCGAAACUUGCAUUUAUUAUCAUUUCAGCAAAAUUGACCAAGGCCUGAAGGGCACAUGAAGAUGAAAGCGAAAGUACAUACUGAGGUGAUUCUGUUCCAUUCCCCCAUUUUUUAAAAAUGGAAUACUCUGAUUCCAUUGAUUCAUUAUUAGAAUGUAGAACAAUUUAUCAUAAAAAGGGGUGGGCAGAAACAAAUCAAUGUAACAUAGACUUUAUAUGACUUGAUCAGAUUUCCUAUAGACAAGUUGGCUUAUCAACAUUCUGAUUGAUAUAGACCGACAGGAUUUUCCAUAGACAUUGUCUAUCGGUCCACCAUUAAUUUCACACACUGCUGUUAGAAUUAGGGUAAGAAUGGGGUUUUAAUUAACAUAGUUGUAGAACUGUGGCUCUGGACGGAAAUGGAAGAGACCAGAAAACUAAACAGAAUUAAAACCCUGUCUUUUUCAGCGCAUGAUUCAUGUCUUAUGUCUCCACAUUUUCGAAAGCUCCAUCUCAGAAGGGAAGGGAAAUUUUUUCCAAAUUUCACAUAGUAACAUAUUGUGCCGAAGAAAUACAUGUGUUAAUUUAAAAAUUAGAUGUACCGAAUUUCUUCUCUUGCUGUUCAGUGAUGGUUCCUUCAAAUUACUCCUCAGAGACUGUCAAUGGAAUUUUUAAAGAAAUUCAUGAUAGAAAAAUAUGUAUGUAAACACACUGCACUGCCCACAUCAGUUUCAAAAAAUCUAUAACUCCCACCAUAAUUUAUGAUUUUUUACAGUUUUUACCAGUUCACCCCUCCCUUUAGUAAUAUUCCCUGCAAAAUUUUUGACAGCCAAGACAAUGUGCAUACCAUAGAGGAACAUGUCAGUUACCUACCUGUACAUAGUCUACUAGCUGCCAUUCGUCUCUUUGUCAACCUUGUCCAUGUGCUGUCUGUGAAUUUCGGUGUCACAAUUAUUAGAUAAAAAUUAGCCUGAUUGACAGCUAGCUUUGUUUUACAUUUGACUUCUGAUAACCAUGAGCUUAAUUAGGAUGAGGACAUACCUAAAUUACAUUAUCUUCUUCAACAUGAACACUCUCAGUCUGGCAAAUCAUCAUCUGUAAAAAUCAUUUCAGUAAUUUUCAUAACAAUUAUACAGGCUUUGAUUUCUUGAAAACCUAUUUGUCCGAACUGGAUUUUCACUGGCUACAAUAAUGUAGCCCUAUCCGAUUUUUUUUUAUUCUGACGUUUUCAUUUUCUCUCCCCCCUCCCUCCCCCCCGCCAAAAAAAAGUCAGAGAGGGCUACAUUAUUGCAGCUAUACUUUCACUUGCCUGGAGCAAUCGGACAACUGUUGAUCCCUGGUAAAAUCUUUCAUCAGUAUAUGCACUUUCGGGGACUUUUAAGUUUUAAGAACAAAUCUUGUUUUAUACUGUUACUGAACAUUCAGAACAGGAUAUUUUUUUCUAGAUUCCAUAGCCCUUGGGACUAGUAAUACUUUUAACUAAUACUCAAGUGACUGUUAGGCCUAUGGGCCUCUUGUUUAUUUUUCUUUCAAAUCAAAGAUUACUCAAAUUCCUGCAAUUUUAAAUCAAGUUGAGUAGGCAGAGUUUCUCUUGAAAUUUUUUUGCAGAUCUUCUCACUUUUACUCUGUGCUUGAGGGUAUCAUGUAACAUAAAUAUUCAUUAAACAAUGUUAAAUGGUUUUAUUAUUUUGCAUUCAAGUGUCUUAGUGUUAACUGAUUUUGGCCAUACUCCUAUUUUUUUACAAGGGAAACUUAGAGUAGUUAUGCUCUUCUGUCCUUGUAUUAUGUGAUAGGCUUUUUAAAAAAAAUAUUCUAAGAGUAGCCUAUCAGAUAUGAUAAUUAUUUAUCUACUACCUAAGCAUUGAACUUUUUAAGGUCACUUAAUUCACUCAGGUGACUAUUGCUAUUGGUCUGUGUCUGUCGUCGUCCGUUAACAAUUGAACAUUUGAAACUUCUUGAUAACUACCAUUUCAAUUCUUUUAAAAAUUGGUAUGACGCAUCAUUGGGAUAAAAGGGACAUAACUUGUAAAUUUCAGGACUGCUGGAUGCCUGGGGUCUUAGGGGUAGGGCAAACACUGUCAAAUUUCAGAAAUCUUCUCUACUUCACAUCUGUAAGAAAGAUACAUUUGAUUUAAUCAAUAUGACCAUUUUGCCCCACCCUAGUACCAAAACCCCUAUCCCUAGGGUCAUCAAAUUCACAAUUUUGAUAAAUAACUACCUUAUACCUGCUCCAUUUAUAGUGUUAAAUCUAGGAUCUAGAGAGGGCACACAUAUCAUAUGUUCAAAAGGGCACUUUUUGUUGUGGCAAGACAAUUACGGGGCACUUUCAUUGUAUCAUACUAUGAUAGUAAUAGAAUAAUCAUUUAACCUCUUUGAAAGUUAAUACCUGCUGCCUUGAUUUUAAACUUUUCAAAUCAACCUUGUGAAAUAAAGAACAAUUGAUUAUGUUAACAAAUAUUUUUUUUAAAAUUAUAGAGAAAAAAGGGCAUGGUGCAAUUAAAAAAGGCAUGGUGCGGCUUUAGAUUUAACGCUUCCAUUUAGUUUCAAUUUUCAGCCGAGUUGCAACAAAGUUGAACUCGGCUAUUGUUUGGUGAUGCGGGCGGGUGGGCGUCAACAAUUAGUUUCCGGAUGAUAACUCGAAAAGUUUACAAUUUAAUCAAAUGAAACUUUGAUAUAUUGUUGGGUAUCAGGUAAGGAAGACCUCUAUUCAUUUUCCUCCAAAAUGGUCAAAGGUCAAGGUCACAGUGACCGAAAAUAGAAUGAAAAUUUCAGAAAAAUUUGGUUUCCGGAUGAUAACUCAGAAAGUUUAAAUCAGAAUCAAAUGAUACUUGAAGAUAUUGUUAUGUACCAGGUAAGGAAGACCCCUAUUGAUUUUGGAGAAAAUAGGUCAAAGGUCAAGGUCACAGUGACUGAAAAUAGAUGUAAAUUUCCAAAAAAAAUUGGUUUCAGGAGGAUAGCUCGAAAAUUUUUAAUUUGAAUCAAAUGAAACUUGGAUAUAUAUUGUUGGAUACCAGCAAAGCAAGGCCCCUAUUGAUUUUGGAGAAAAAAGGUUAAGGUCACAGUGACCGAAAAUAGAUUGAAAACUUCAGACAAAUAUGGUUUCUGGACAGUAACUCGAAAAGUUUAAAACUGAAUCAAAUGAAACUUGGUUAUAUUGUUGGAUAUCAGGUUAGAAAGACCCCCUAUUGAUUUUGGACAAAAAAGGUCAAGGUCACAGUCCUGAAAAAAGAUUGAAAAUUUUGGAAAUAUCUGGAUCUGCAUGAUAACUCUAAAAGUUUAAAUCCGAAUAUUCACAAUUAUAACUAUGUCACAUCAUUCCUGACUUUACAAUGUAUCCCAUGCAACUCGGCUCAUGCACCCCUGGGUGCAUAUAUCAAUAACAUGAAGAAGAUGUUUAUUAUGCAUUGAUCGUUUGUUAUGUGUUAACAUUUGAAUAUUUUUAAUGUCUUCUUGAUAAUUACCCUUCCAAUUCUCUUCAAAUUUGGUAAGAAGCAACUUUGAGACAAGGAGGACAUAAAUUUUUAAUUUCAACAUGUUUAAGACUCCUUUACCCCUGGGGCCUUUGGGAUGGGGCAGAAACUGUCCAAAAAUUGACCAAUUUUUAAAUUAAAAUCUCAACAAUUGCAUAUCUGUAAAAACUAAGUGCAUUACAAUAUUUUACAGAUAAUCGCAAGUCAUGUAGAGUAGCGAGACCUCUACCAAAUUUGUAAAUUCUGUGACAAACUCUUUUGACAUGAAUUAAUUUCUCAAUUUACUAAAUAUUUAGACAAAGAAAAAACAAACUGUUUUGAUAUUGCAUUAGUCUCAAUCUGAUACAAUAUUGCCAAUUGGGAGGUUUAGUAAUGGGAGGAAAUUAAUUGAAAUGGCUCUAUUAUCACUAUUGAUUUUGCUUUUGUGAUUCUUUUGUGUUAGUUUAUUGAACUAAAAACUGUUUGAAAACUGUAAAUGUUCUGUAUAGUUGUCAGAUCCUGCAGAGGUGCUGAUAACAUAUUGAUCACUGCAUGGGUUAUAAGUAAAAGGGUACCCAUGCAUCAUUGAUGAGUCGACAGAUAGAACAGCAAAAGGUCCAUCGGGGGAAUGUGAGUGAAAUUCACUGAGACUUACAUGCCCACUCACACUGAUAUGGAUAGAACGGUUUUAUUUAAUAAGAGGAUAUUGUAAUUCAGCAAAGGAGUUGUGUAAUUGUGUAAGAAAAAAAAGAAAAAAAAAGAGACACAACUAAGCCAUUAUUGACAAGGAAACUGAUUGACAAUGUGCCAUCAUCAAUGAGGUUUUGUUGAACUAAACCAAAGUUACGCAGCAUUGUGUGUUACUAGAGAAGAUCUGAGUAAUGGGUACUAAAUUCUCCAGGAUUCGGGAAUUUGUUGGCAAGAAGAGGUCAUCUUUUCAUAGCAUAGCCUCCUGUGCUAGCUCCGGUCCUAUUGAUGCACAGGAGACUGGACACGACCCAGCUGUUCAUGGUUCAAGGUUAGAGGACCGCUUCUACAACAAUGACUCCUUCCAGAGCCCCUCCACUGACCCCGGUGACCCGCAGCAGCAAGAGGCUGCCCUGAAGAUUCAGACAGAGUACCGCCGGCACCAUGCAGAACAGGAAGUUGACACAUUGAAGGAAGAGGACGCUGCCGUUAAAAUACAGUCUGGCUUCCGUGGAUACCAAGACAGACAGAAAGUUCUACAGAUGAAAGAUCCCGAGGCUUAUGCCAAACAGCAGAAGGAGGCUGAUGAGAGGCUGUCGAAGGGAGGAAGCAGUAAAGACGAAAGCGUGGAUAUUGAUCUCGAUGAUCCAGAAGUGGCAGAGGCAGCUAUCAAAAUCCAGGCAGGGUUCAAAGGUUACAAAGCUCGCAAAGAGGUCAAGGACAAGAAGGAAAAGACCAGCACAGGAAGUAAAUCAGGUUCCCCGUUACCCAGUGAGAAAGAAAUGGCAGAAGCUGCCACUAAAAUUCAGGCAGGGUUCAGAGGUCAUAAAACUCGACAAGAGAUGAGCAAGAAGAAAGCAGAGGUUAAGGAGGAUCAGGGUUUAAGUGAUUUAAACAAAUCCGAUGUAGAAAAUGCUGUCGUUUUGAUCCAGGCUGGUUUCCGUGGUUACCAGGCACGAAAAGAGAUGAAACCUCUGAUGGAACCAUCUCAACAGGAAGAGGAAGUAGAUAUUGACCUCGAUGACCCGGAUGUAGAACAAGCUGCUCUUAAAAUUCAAGCAGGGUUCAAAGGUUACAAGACUCGCAAAGAAUUUGUGAACAAGAAGGUAGAGAAUUCAGAAGUCACCCCUACUGGCAAACAAGGGCAGGACGAAGUCAUUGAUAUAGAUCUUAAUGACCCAGAAGUAGCAAGUGCUGCAGCUAAGAUUCAGGCAGGAUUUAGGAAAAAGGCUCGAAAAUCUGAUCAACAAAAGAGCAAGGUCACGAAAACCAGCAGCCCAGUACCUGUGUCCCAACCUGAGCCUGAAGAAGAAGAGAUCGAUAUUGAUCUCACGGACCCUGAAGUUGAGAAAGCUGCCCUUAAAAUCCAGGCUGGAUUUAAAGGCUUUAGAGCUAGGAAAGAUGCCCAUCAGGAUGACAAGGGAACAGAAUCCAAACCUGCGGAGGAAGCCCCUAGUCAAGAUCCGGACCUUACUAGCAAAGAAACAGAGGAAGCUGCUCUAAAAAUCCAGGCUGGAUUCCGAGGCUACAAAACCAGGCAGGAAGUAAAGGGACAAAUGGCCAAGGAGGAAGUUAAAGGUGAGGAAGCAGACAUUGAUUUAAAUGAUCCUGAAGUGGAAAAAGCCGCAACGAAAAUACAGGCUGGCUUCAAAGGAUACCAGACCAGGAAGGAAAUGAAGGAUAAAAUGGCCAAGGACACUAAAGAGGAAGGAAGGAAGGAAGAGGAAGUGGACAUUGAUUUAAAUGAUCCUGAAGUGGAAAAGGCAGCUACCAAAAUCCAGGCUGGAUUCAAGGGAUAUAAAACACGGAAAGACAUGAAGGACAAAAAAGAAUAAUUUUUUUUUUAUUAUUUACGAUAGGAACCAAUUCUAAUUCCAAUGAACAAUUCCAUAUAUAGUGCAGCUUGAUUUUUCACACUCUCUCCCUAGGCUUUUCUCCAUCAAGUUGUUUUAUAGAUUGUUUGUGCAUUUAAUUUACAUGCAGUUUUUUGCUCAUCUUUUGAUGAUUUUUAAUGACACAUUUUUGAAUUGAUGUAUUGUAAAUUCCUUGAGCUAUUUUCUGAAUGCUUUAUUUCUGUUUUGCAGACUGAAAUGUCUGAUAUACAGACCAAGGUGAAGGACUGAUGAUGCACACACAAUGCAAGUUUUUCUUUCACCUGUGUGUGGUGGACAAAUUUAGACUUUGCUGCAUUAACACCCAGCUUUGAGCUUCGUAUUUACUUGUAGUUAAAUAUUCAUGAACAAAAUGUUGUCAGGCAAUUUAAGUAAAAUAUCAAUUAUUCAAUUAACCGCCUUUUAGGGAAUAAUCCACUUUUUUUUCUUUAGCUGUUUAUUCUAAAUAAAUUCAUUAUAAACAUUUAUGAAUAAAUAUGUAUGCAUAUAUUUAAAAGUGAAAAUAACACGGAAUUCAUCACAUGUUUCACAACAGAUUGCUUUUAUCACAGUAUAUGAACACACACAAAAAAAAAACCCUGCAAGUCUGUAGUGGCUAAAUUCUGUUAUUUAAAAAAAAUGAUGUGUGGUGUGUUGGCAUUAGUUGGGGUGUAUGAACAAUAGAUGAACACCUGCUUACAGUUCAAAUUAAUUUUCCCUAUAUUUAUUGAUUUUUAUUAUAUUUCAUAAUUUUCUACAGUCUGUGAUUUUGUCUUAUAUUAAUCUAAUGUACAUUCCACUCCAGGUUAAUUUGUGAUCUUCAUGUGGGAAAAAGGAGACCCUACAAUCUUCUCUCUUUGUAGAACAAAGGACAAUCUAUUAAUUUCAUAUUUAUUAUUAUUUAUAUGUACAUGUUGGAUUUUGUCCAUUUGCAUUUUCUGAAUUCUGUAAAUACAGUUAUGUUGCUGUCUUAUACUGAAUUGUUUGUUUAAAUGAAAUAUAUUAAAUUUUGUACCGAAGAUAGUACAUAUUAAUGCAUAAA